Engraulis encrasicolus (European anchovy) is the source of this 4422-nucleotide messenger RNA. It is a transcript of the gene tmem184ba, whose product is annotated as transmembrane protein 184ba. The record is from RefSeq and is a predicted model, not a curated record. The transcript has 11 exons. Gene Ontology annotation, biological process: transport. Gene Ontology annotation, molecular function: transporter activity. Gene Ontology annotation, cellular component: membrane. NCBI's taxonomy places the organism in Eukaryota, Metazoa, Chordata, Actinopteri, Clupeiformes, Engraulidae. Bases 415 to 1722 code for a protein of 435 amino acids.
UAGAUUUCGCUGUACAGUUCAUUGGCGACCGAGGUUUCGCUGGUGUUGAAGCCUUCUAAUCCGUGGGGAUUGACUGCCUCUGUGGCAAGACAAGAGGUGAAAAAAGGAGACGAGGCUGCUGUGAACUACUUAAACGAACAGGAGCUGUUGAGUUUAUAAAUGAUCUAAAUUCGUGCGAAGAAUUCGUGAACUAAAUGCAAGAACUUUCCGAGAUGAGAACGUACUUAAAUGGAUAGGGGCAAACGGCGAGACCGCUACGAUUUAUUGACAAAGAUUUUCAGCGAAGAUAAACAUGGAUGACGGAAUAACCACAGCUUUGUGGAAUUAAGGCCGAGAGAGUGUUCUUUCUACCGCUGUGGACAAAGAUAACGGUAUUCUACGUGUGCUGGUGGUUACAAGUGCUCAAUUGCAAAGAUGCAUAGGCUGUGGAGGAGGGACGUGCCUCUGUCCGAUCGCCUAGGGGAGGCCUCUUCAGGUGGGGCCGGAGCCGCAGCAGGGGCCAUGGUCCUGGGCUCCCCACCCACGGUGGCCUCGGCGGGGCCCAACAUCUCCUGGCUGCCCGAGGCCCCCCUGGUCACCCCAGAGAAGCCCAUCUUCCUCAUGACGGUGGCGGCCCAGGCCGUGUCUGGGUUCUUCGUGUUGGCAGCGCUGCUCAUCACCUGUCACCAGAUCUACAUGCACCUGCGUUUCUACAGAGCCCCAAAUGAGCAGCGCCACAUUGUGCGUAUCCUCUUCAUCGUGCCAAUCUAUGCGUUUGAUUCGUGGCUCAGCCUGCUCUUCUUCACCAACGAGGAGUACUACGUCUACUUCGACACGGUGCGGGACUGUUACGAGGCCUUUGUGAUCUACAACUUCCUCAGCCUGUGCUAUGAGUACCUGGGAGGGGAGAGCGCCAUCAUGGCGGAGAUCCGGGGGAAGCCCAUCGAGUCCAGCUGUAUAUAUGGGACAUGCUGCCUGUGGGGAAAAGCCUACUCUAUAGGUUUCCUCAGGUUCUGCAAACAGGCCACGCUGCAGUUCUGCGUAGUGAAGCCUCUGAUGGCCAUGGUCACCGUCAUCUUGCAAGCUUUUGGGAAGUACCGUGACGGAGACUUCAACGUGGCGAGUGGCUACCUGUACGUGAGCAUCGUCUACAACAUCUCGGUGAGCCUGUCCCUGUACGCGCUGUUCCUCUUCUACUUCGCCACCAGGGACCUGCUGAGCCCCUACAGCCCCAUGCUCAAGUUCCUCAUGGUCAAGUCCGUCAUCUUCCUCUCCUUCUGGCAAGGCAUGCUGCUGGCCAUCCUGGAGAAGUGCGGUACCAUCCCCCAGAUCAGCUCGCCAGAGGUGUCCGUCGGCGAGGGAACGGUCGCCGCGGGCUACCAGAACUUCAUCAUCUGCAUCGAGAUGUUCUUUGCUGCCAUUGCCCUGCGUCACGCCUUCACCUACAAGGUCUACAUGGACAAGAGGCUGGACUCACAGGGGCCUGUUCCCACAUACGGACCGUCCGGCCGCUGCGCCCCCAUGAAGAGCAUCUCUAGCAGCCUGAAGGAGACCAUGAACCCCGGGGACAUGGUCCAGGACGCCAUCCACAACUUCUCCCCAGCCUACCAGCAGUACACACAACAGUCCACCCUGGAGCAGGGGGUACCUGCCCCACCCGUCUCCCGAAACCACGACCACGGCACCAACUUCGCCCGCGACCACGAGAAGACCCUGCUGCUGAGCUCUGACGACGAGUUCUAGAAUACUCUGAAAGUUAUGAUCUAGAAUCCUCUUGAGAAUUCUACAAAAGCUCUUCUUCCCUCAUUAUGGUGCAUUCUUUUGAAACUCGGUUGUCGGAAACCCAGAGCUCCGCCUCUGGAAAGUGCAAAAGAACGGAUACUCAACUCGGGGUUCCGCGACACAAACUCGGAGCACUUCGGUGUACUCCAAGUUCGUUUAACGUUAGUGUUUUCAGACAUUUGUAUGGUCCCCAGCUACUGCAAUAGAACGCAUUUACAACGGUUGUCGGGAGAACAACCUCAGGUCUACGGACAGCCGAGUUUCAAAAGAAUGAGCCAUUAGAAUCAUCCACCAUCAACAUGUUCCUCUAAGUGAGAACCGUGAACGACAACCUCCCACCUCAGAAAAGGGACUGACUAAGGGGAGGAGGUGUCCGUUCACAAUUUUCUUCACAUGGACAGCGAGGAACAAACUCCCUUUAAAAGCAAAACUAGGUCAAGUUGGCCAAACAGUCACGCUCCAGCUUUUAUUUGAAAGCUUUCUGUAAAUACUGUAAUUUUUUAGUUUUUCCCUCAAUGAUACUGAAUACAUCAGACAUCUGACCAGGAACUCAUCAUCUGUGGAUUCGAACUGAAAUCCUGAUGUGACUAGUGUGUUGUUCCAGCGGUACUAUAUUAGUAGGGAACACUGUUUUAGUCGCUUUAACAUUUUGACACAUAUUAUAUAUUGUGAUAUGUCGUACUGUAAGUGCUCUACUGACAUUGAAGUGAGUCAUUGAAGUCAUUUUGAUGGUACAGCAUUUCAGUUUGAGUGUCACUCAUAACACAUCUGAAACCAUUGCCAUUGUAUGAAGGCUUUGACCUUGUCCAUUGAUUGAAUAAUUUUAGUCACAGAUGUUUUGAAAAGAAAUUACAUUUGCAAUACAAUGAAGUUAUAUUUUACAGGGGACCUAGUGAAGGUGGGGUCUGUUGUAAAGGUGGCCACCUUCAAUAUAGGUCUUAAUAAAAUUUGAAGUGGCCCUCGAAUGAAAACGGCUCCCCACCCCUGAUUUAAGUAGUACCUACCCGCUGUACUCUGAGUAGUGCUGCUCUCACGUGACAACCCAGUGUCACCGCACAGCAAGAGUGACAGAAAGCUCUCUGACCUCACACAAGGGCGUCAUCUGUCUGGAAUUAAGUCAGCAUUAUUAUUGUUGCUUUUUGUGUUGUUAUUUAUAUUGUGCUGUGGUGGGUGUUUGGCACGCUAUGUGGUGGGGUGAUGGUUGGUGGGUCACGUCACGUGCCAGAGAUAUAAACAGCCACAGAGAGAGAAAGAGAGAGAGAGAGUAAGCUGCAUGUGCUUAUGUUAUCCACGUACGUAUGUACGCACAGGCAGGGAGUGGUUGAUGGUACAUGAUGGGAUUACAGAUUAAGAGAAAUCUGCUCCUUGCACAGGCCAUCGGAGUGCAGAGAGGAGAGAGGAGAGAUGCGAAUGGGCGCCCACCGGAUUAGGAGAGAGAGGGAGAGAGAGAGUAAUUGGGGCGUUAUGUGCAGCGCUGUUGGGAUUACAGGCUGUCACCAGACCAGAGGACCACUGCCACCAUUCAGUUUAGGCUGUAAUCUGGGUUAAACGGCAGAGGAGCAGUACACAAGCGCAUCUAGGUUAUGUUUCUCAUGCUGUAGAUGUGUUUGUGUCAGGUGCAAGCACGUGAGCUACUGCUGGAUUGCCGCUUUCAUACGUAGUGUUUAUUGUGAAAGAUAGUGGCGCUUGUUGAACCGUGCACUUUGGAAAAAAGGAAGAAAAAUAAGGAAAUUCCCUGCAAGUGUUUUUUUUUCUGUAAAGUCAGAUUUGCGUAACAAUUGUGGGGGCCUUAUGAUUUUUGAUUUGAUUUAUGAUUUUUGGGAUCAAUAAUCAAGUCAAGAUUUAGUUUUAGGGCAGAAGUGAAAACAACUCGUGUAUAACUGUUUGUCUCGAGCAUUCUUGAUGGACGUAUGGCCCUUUGCUUAACCCAUGAGCUGAGUGGUGUAGUCAGAGGUGUCCCUUCCUCUCACCACUGGGAGGUGCACAAGAGUUUGCUCAUGGAAAUUCACUGUGACAGUGAUUGGAAUACCUACUCUCUCUCCCUCUUUCUCUCUCUCUCCCUCUCUCUCUCUCUCUCUCUCUCUCUCACACACACACACACACACACACACACACACCUUAUCUAGAGAAAGCAGGCCAAGCAUUAUCAUUACCGCUCACACUAUAUUUGUGUGUGUUGAAGAUGAAAGUGACUGACAGGAAUUGUCUUGAGUGUAUGAGGUGCGUUGUUUCUGCCAUAUUAGGUAGGUUUUAUUCUUUUUUAUUCAAAUAUGUUGAUGUUUAUUAUUGAUGUAUGUAUUUAUGCGAAGUAUGGGUAAAUGGCAAAAGGUGCCAGGUUUCAUACAUUAUCCUUGCACUAUGUUGUCUGGAACUGUUAAUCAGCAGUACGCUUUUCUAUGUCAAAACAGAAACGUGGACUUUUAAAGAAACAUAAAUGGCUAUUUUUGGCAAACUUGUCAGAACAUGGAAAUAUAUUUUGAUGUGUAUUGAAUGUAUUAUAGAGAAUGUAGUUGUGAUAGUAGUUCUCAGCCGAAUAUAUUACCAUCAAAAUUAUAUUCAUAUGAAGAGUUUAGUGAUGGAUGAUGUUAAAAUAGCAGAGAGCAAAAGCCUAGUUUUGUACUCUUCCUUUGUUGUCUAUUGUUUUAUAUGGUUACAUUUUUU